Phytophthora infestans T30-4 is the source of this 1143-nucleotide messenger RNA. RefSeq lists its product as uncharacterized. Gene Ontology annotation, cellular component: membrane. The transcript has 2 exons. The record is from RefSeq and is a predicted model, not a curated record. Bases 1 to 1143 code for a protein of 380 amino acids. Gene Ontology annotation, molecular function: magnesium ion transmembrane transporter activity. NCBI's taxonomy places the organism in Eukaryota, Oomycota, Peronosporomycetes, Peronosporales, Peronosporaceae. Gene Ontology annotation, biological process: magnesium ion transport.
AUGGGCUGUGGCGAACAUAAAGAGAAGUCCAAUGGGCUCUGGUAUGUGGGCGUGAUUCUGACAGUCGUCGGCUCAAUCUGCACCAACAUGGGUGUGAACCUGCAGAAAUUCUCCUUCAUGCGUGAAGCCAAAGGCCGCAGCGUUGGCGACAAGCGAGGCUACUUCCGUCAGCCGCUGUGGGUGAUUGGGCUGUUUCUCGUGGUCGGCGGCAGCAUCCUAGACUUCGUAGCGCUAGGUUUCAUGCCCCAGUCCCUUGCUACGCCUGUUGGUGGAUCGACGAUGGUUGCCAAUGUUGCCUUCGCGUCGCUGUUGCUCAAGGAGAAGUUCACUAAGUCCGACGCUAUUGGCACCGCACUCGUGUUGCUCGGUAUCAUCGUCGUCGCUAUAUUCGCUGAAAAGGAGAGCGCGUGUUAUACCGUCGACGAACUAAUUGCACUCUACCGAGAGCCGCUCUUUGCGGUGUACGCGACGCUUAUGGGCGUUUCGUGCCUCACACUCUAUCUGCUGACAAAGAAGAUGGAGCUCACACUCAAACAAAAAGGGAGGAUGUCGCCUGAAUACCAGCGUUUUCGAAAGCUCCAUCCGGUCAGCUACCCAGCUCUGUCUGGAAUAUUUGGUGCACAGUCUGUGCUGUUUGCCAAGUCGAUGGCCGAGCUUAUGAAGACAACAAUCGAGGGUGACAACCAAUUCGUGACGUUUGGUCCCUAUGCUAUCACGGUCAGCAUGCUCACCUGCGUCUUUUUGCAGAUCCACUGGCUCGCCCACGGCCUGCAGAAGUUUGAUGCCGUGUUUGUUGUGCCUGUAUUCCAAUGUUUCUUCAUCUCCAUCUCCAUCUUCGGCGGUGGUGUGUACUUUAAAGAAUUUGCAAAGAUGGCACCACUCGCACUUGGUAUGUUCUCGCUUGGCGCGCUCAUCACAAUCAGUGGAGUGGUUAAGCUAGCUCAUCGUGACAUGCAGAAGCUCAGUCCAAUGAGGAGACUGCGCGCGGCUACAAUGAUGUUGGUGUUUAUUCAUCGAAGUCAGAAAGCUCGCAACCUCAAGGCUCGCUGGGCCAAAAAUCCCAGUCCAAGCGAAACUGCUGAGUUCUUCCAGCAACAUAACCAUCAGUGCUACCUGUCGGUCAUGAAGGAGCUUCUGCGGUGA